Messenger RNA from Eupeodes corollae, 2801 nucleotides. It is a transcript of the gene Vha55, whose product is annotated as V-type proton ATPase subunit B. Gene Ontology annotation, molecular function: ATP binding; proton-transporting ATPase activity, rotational mechanism. The coding region runs from base 232 to 1713 and encodes 493 amino acids. Lineage: Eukaryota; Metazoa; Arthropoda; Insecta; Diptera; Syrphidae. Gene Ontology annotation, cellular component: proton-transporting V-type ATPase, V1 domain. The record is from RefSeq and is a predicted model, not a curated record. The transcript has 4 exons. Gene Ontology annotation, biological process: proton transmembrane transport; ATP metabolic process.
GAUUGAAAGUUUCAACGAAAAAUCACAAUUUGUAUGGAAUUUAUUGAUCACAUGACAGCACGUGAGAUGUCAUUGAAAUUUUUCAGUCAGUGUAAAAUCUUCAUCGUUCUUCGUCUUCUUUUACUCAGCUGACUGGCGAAAAAUUAUUUUUCUGUUUGUGUUUUGAACGAGUUGGACAACUUGAAAGUCAUAUUCCAAUAAGAAUAAAAAGAAAAACUCCAACCAACCAAAAUGUCUCGUCUCAACGCCCAACAAGCCCACAAGGAACACGUCCUUGCUGUUUCCCGGGAUUUCAUCUCGCAGCCACGAUUGACCUACAAAACUGUGUCCGGUGUAAACGGACCUUUGGUAAUCUUGGAUGAGGUGAAAUUCCCCAAGUUUGCCGAAAUUGUGCAACUCCGUCUGAAUGAUGGAACCGUUCGUUCAGGACAGGUGCUUGAAGUGAGCGGCUCUAAGGCCGUCGUCCAAGUUUUCGAGGGUACCUCAGGUAUUGACGCCAAGAACACUCUCUGUGAAUUCACUGGUGACAUUUUGCGUACACCUGUGUCCGAAGACAUGUUGGGACGUGUGUUUAACGGCUCCGGUAAGCCCAUCGACAAGGGACCCCCAAUUUUGGCAGAAGAUUUCCUUGACAUCCAAGGUCAACCCAUCAACCCAUGGUCUCGUAUUUACCCCGAGGAAAUGAUCCAAACUGGUAUUUCUGCUAUUGAUGUGAUGAACUCCAUUGCUCGUGGUCAAAAGAUUCCCAUCUUCUCUGCUGCUGGUUUGCCUCACAACGAAAUUGCUGCUCAGAUCUGUCGUCAAGCCGGUUUGGUUAAGACUCCUGGCAAGUCAGUGCUCGAUGACCAUGAGGAUAACUUUGCUAUUGUGUUUGCUGCUAUGGGUGUCAACAUGGAAACCGCUCGUUUCUUCAAGCAGGACUUCGAGGAGAACGGUUCCAUGGAGAACGUGUGCUUGUUCUUGAACUUGGCCAACGAUCCAACAAUUGAACGUAUCAUUACCCCACGUUUGGCUCUUACCGCAGCCGAAUUCUUGGCUUACCAGUGCGAGAAGCACGUCUUGGUCAUCCUUACCGAUAUGUCAUCGUAUGCCGAAGCUUUGCGUGAGGUAUCUGCUGCCCGUGAAGAAGUGCCCGGUCGUCGUGGUUUCCCCGGUUACAUGUACACAGAUUUGGCCACCAUCUACGAGCGUGCCGGACGUGUUGAAGGUCGUAACGGAUCAAUCACCCAAAUCCCCAUUCUUACUAUGCCAAACGAUGAUAUUACCCAUCCAAUUCCUGAUUUGACCGGAUAUAUUACCGAAGGACAGAUCUACGUCGAUCGUCAAUUGCACAACAGACAGAUCUACCCUCCAGUGAAUGUGUUGCCAUCGUUGUCGCGUUUGAUGAAGUCUGCCAUUGGUGAGGGCAUGACCAGGAAGGAUCACUCUGAUGUAUCGAAUCAGUUGUAUGCUUGUUACGCUAUCGGUAAGGAUGUGCAGGCCAUGAAGGCUGUCGUCGGUGAGGAAGCUCUUACUCCUGAUGAUUUGCUGUAUUUGGAAUUCUUAAGCAAAUUCGAAAAGAACUUUAUUUCCCAGGGUAACUAUGAAAACCGCACAGUAUUCGAAUCGCUCGACAUUGGCUGGCAGUUGCUUCGUAUCUUCCCCAAGGAAAUGCUCAAGCGAAUCCCAGCUUCCAUCCUCGCGGAAUUCUACCCAAGAGACUCUCGUCACUAAGGUCAGCACAAAGCCCCUCCACUUUACAAACCAUUCUCCUCUUGUUAAAGUUGCUGUAAAUUAAAAAGAAAAACAAUACAUACUUUUUAUUCUAAACAAAAUCCUACCAUAAAUAAAUAAAAAUAAAUAUAAUAAUUGUGUAAUUAUAACAAACGGAAUAAAUUUAAUUACAGUGUAAUAAGCCAUGUUAAUGCAAUUUUUUUCGAGGACUAAAUGAAAAUGAAAAUAGUUUAAAAUAUAUACUUAUUUGCGCACAGCGGCGGAUGAUCCACCUCCAUAAUAUUUCUCUCUCUUCCUCCGUGUCACGCAUCCAAAGACAAUACAAUAAAUAGUUAUUUUAAUCAUCCCUUAGUAGGUAUACCACGAAGAGAAUUCCAAAACUCCAACAUCAAACAAAGCGGCUGUCAGGGUCGUCGGUCGAGUGGGAUGGGGUGGAGUAUGAUAUUCCGCCAGUAGAGCUGUCGUUUAUAAAUCUAGAAUUUAAGAUAAAAAAUAUUAAUACAAAUGUUUCCUUAUUUCUUUGUGUUAAACAUAAGCAAAUAAAAAAUUGUUAUAUCCCUGUCUCUUGUUAUCUUCAAAAAAAAGCAUUCCAAGUAGUAUGCAAUAUAAAAUAAAAUUUAAAAAAAAGUGUACCCCAAAUUAUGUAAUUGUUUUAAUUUUCAGUUCACAACAACAACAAAAACAACACCAACUUCUUUUAAGUAUUUUGUUUUUCUUUGUUAUUUCUGUUUUAAUUAUUGUGUGUAUUGAUUUGCUUGCCAAUGUUUAUUGCAAGUGCAGUAUUACGGCGGCGGGCGGGAGCAGUAAUAGUAUUCUUUUCAACUAGCUAAAUUUUAAGAAAAGCUCGCUUGUUGAGAACUUUAUUAAAAAUAUUAAACUUUUUUUUCGGAUAAAAAACAUAAAAAAAGAUCAACAUAUUAUUAUGUCUUAUAAAGAUUUGUAAUUGUUACUCAAUAUCAUUUAUGAUUAUUAAGAAAUGUAUAAUUGUAUAUGUGUAAAAAAAAUUUAAAAAUAUUAAAUAUUAUGAGUUUUGAAGAAAAACAAUAAAGUAUACAUACAUUAUUACAAUUUGUUGAAAUCAAAAAAUU